AUUCUCUCUCUCUCCCGUCUCUCUGAAGGGUCUCUCUACCUCUCUCUGUUAGUGGCCAGCAGCCAAUCACCUGCCAGCUCUCGCGCCUCCUGUUUCCUCCUCACCUCUCCACAGCGCCAAUCAGACCGUUCACGCCGCGCGCCGCACGCCACGCCGCCACGGGCGCUGCCGACAGCAGAACACACACACACACAUACACACACACCCCACACACACACACACAUACACACACACCCCACACGCACACACACACGCACGCACACGCAGCCUCCCCUCUCUGUUACCGAACAUCAGCGUCGUGUGUCCCCCCUCCCUCCCUCCCUCCCCUUCUCGCCCUGCCGCGAGAGCGACGCACGUAUCCGUUCAUAACCUCCGCCAUUAUUCAUCUCCCCUCCUCCCCCGCCCCUCUCCUCCCGUGGUGCUGUUUUUUCUCUCGCUUUCCUUUCCUCGAGCUCCUCGCCUCUCUUCCUCCUCCCCUGCAGGGUCUCCACAGAGCCGCUUCCCUUCUCCUCGGCCGGGCUAAUUUAACGCCUCGCCCUCCCUCCUUCUCCCCGCCUCGCGCUCGCUUGUGCCAAGCCCAGACCAAAACGCAGUGACCUCACAGAGCUAACUGCUAGCUGAGCAAACGUGUUCAUAUGCGUGUUUGUGUGUGCGUGUGUGAGAGGUCAUGUCGGGAAUGACGAGCGGCGUGUGUGUAGAGAGUGACCUCUCCUCGAUGCUGCAGAGAAGCUCCGCCCCCUCUCACCAUCACCCAAAUCACCAUGGUUACGGAGGUCAGGGACAGGUGUCGGGCCUAGCGCCGAUGCUCGACUACACCACUGAGAUGGACCGGUACCGCUCAUCCAUCGCCACCUUCUACAAGACUAACGUCAACAUGAACAUGAACGUGACAAACUUCCCACAAUCAGCCAAACUGGCGGCUCGUCUGGCGGCCGCCGCUCCUAUCUUUCCCCCCGCCGCUGCCAGGCUGGGUGCCAUGGCGACAGCCCCAUGGGGUUGCCAUGACAACAUGAACAUGAACAUGAACCACCCGGCGGCCAUGUUCUGGGGCAGGCCCAAACCUGUAGCUACAGCGCCAACGCAUCACCACCACCAUCCCUCGGCGACGCCAGGUCACAUGACCUCUUCGCACCCCCACAGCAGCAGCAUGCACCAGAGCAGUGGGGGGUCCGGAGGGGGAGGAACCGGUGGUGGAAGUGAAGGGGGAGGAGCUGAGAAACACGGACACACUGCGUCACUUCCUGUUAGCCAGGGAACAGCACACCAUCACCCCAUAGCGCCUAGCAACGGGAACUUUCUCCCCGGUUACAGCGGCGGGGCAGACUGUGGCGUUAUGAACAAGCAGGGACACGCCCACCCGGACAUGAUGGGCCUAUCAGAGGGCGGCAACUGCAAUGGGGGAGGAGUCAUGAGUGGUGGCUUCCUGGGGGGGCUGGGAUUACCCCCCGGGGUCAUCGUCAUGGCAAUGGGGUCCGCAGGUGGUGGGAUUUCAGACGCCAGCAGCGCUUUUCAGAUGACAAGCGGCCAGCGGGCGCUAACGGACUGCCAGCAGCACACCAACUCCUCCCCUUGCCCCUCCUCUUCCUCCCCUUCAUCAUCAGGGGUGACAGCGGGGGGUGUGUCCCUCUCCUCGUCAUCUUCAUCAUCGUCAGGGACAGUGGCGAAGAGGAAGCGGAAGCGCUGUGGCGUGUGCGGGCCGUGCAGACGACUGAUCAACUGCGGCGUCUGCUCGUCCUGCCGCAACAGGAAGACGGGUCACCAGAUCUGCAAGUUCAGGAAGUGUGAGGAGCUGAAGAAGAAGCCGGGAGGAGGAGGUGGGGUGCUGGAGCGGCCGCCCUCCGUCCCAGCCGGUGAGGCGUUUCGCUGGUUCUUCUAGCCUUUCCUUCACCAGUGGAGUCACCAACACAGACACACCUGGACUGAAUGAGAUUCAGCCAGAGGACUUUGGCGUCUCGGACUGAACCACAGCAGGACUUUGUGUGGAUAGCCCAGAAAUCCUGCAUCGACUGGAUGGAGGACGAGGAGGAGGAAUCCCAGGAAACAGGGGGGCUUCAUCAGAAAGGUUUAAUGCUUUGCAAAGGGGGUUUAAAGGUAAAACAUGAUGCAGUUGUCAAAUUGACUCCCCACAUGAAUGGUCUUGUGCUCAUCAGCUAUUAAUGCCCACCGUCCCUUCAAAUCAGCUGUAAGUCAUCUUGACACCUCAUUGGCUCUUUAUUCACUUUAUAUUUGGGUUUUUCCAACCUGGUCAUUCAGUGGAAAACGCAUCGAGACACCAGAUAUAUUAGAAAUAUAUCUUAUCUAAUUUGCAAAAGUGGAUUUGCUCCAUCUUUGCAAUCCUAGUGAGAUAUGUUUAUAUGGGUCCAUUAAAUACUGCAGUGAUUUAUCAGCAUUAAACCAGAAUUAACCCCUGAAAUGACCCUUGGGACGACUUAACCGUCUCUGGGUUCAUGACUCACUGGUCUAGUCUAGUUUUCAGGCCGAAUAUAAAGUUUUCAUCAUGGGUUCGGUCCUUGGAGCAGCUGGAAGUCUUACUGGGAACCAGAUUACAGGACUGCCUGAGUGGGACCAUGAGUUAUCGUCUGUUAACCCUUUAGGCUCGUCAGUGUUAUGUUUUUGUCCAGUUGCGUCGUAAACAUUGCUAAAUUCAGAGGUUGUCGAUGCUCAAUGUGUCAGGCAGAGGUUUGCUCAGCAUCUCUACGUAUUGGUGGAAGAUUUUAUUAAAGGUCUUGGAUCUAAACCAAGACCAAGAACACUCAGGGGGUCAGAAAGGACUCUGGCUAAACCAUUCGGUACGUUCCUAGCUGGUAAAGACGUAGAUGCUUCUGGAAGUUCAAGAAGAGACUUUAAACUGCUGCUUUAUUCGGUUUGACAGAGGGAGGAUGGAAAAUCUUCAUCCUGUUUGAGAAAACCAAACUUAUCUGUCUUAUCUUUCAAAUUACAACUCUGGAGUUUGAUGCUUUGAUUGGUUAAACUUAGCAGUGACUGAAAAAGUCCAGAUAAAAAACCCAGAAUCAAACUUUUCAGGACACGAGAGCAUUAACCGUUUCCUCCCAGACCUGCAACCUUUUCCAUCCGUGGAAACAAACCCGCCUUCCUCCUCUUCAUCCUCAUCCGCCCAGCCUAACCACUAAUCCCAUUGUAGCAAAACCCAGGAAGAUUCAGGACUCAGCCGCAGAGACUCCUUCAGUUUGACCAAAACCGGCUGACCAGCUAACCUCAAAGAGGAUUCACAAACUGACCUCAGCAGGACGUGAUCCAAGACUGUUAAUAUGGACUACAGGUUCCCCUCAGUAGGACUACAACAACCACAUCACUGUUACCCGUCUCUUCUGUCUACCUCCUCCUUCAGGACUUUAAACGGCACCUUGGUUGACUUUUGCUGGGCCGCGUUUCUGCUGCUACAACAGGAGCGGCUUCUGAACUCUCUUGGUGGUCCAGAAGUUAUUUGGUUCAUUUGAAUCUGGCAAAUGAAAGAGUUGUGAUCAUUUAUUGGGUUUGUGUAGAUGUCGAUGUUAAGGCUCCUAACGGUGCAGUCAAAGGUCCGGUCGGUUUUAUACGGCUGAGGGAACCAUUUCACUGCUUUCUGGUUCCUCUAAUUGAAGUUUUUGACGUUUCACCGUCACUAAUCCAGCUUGUUGGGCCGACAGAGAGAGUUCAGAACCAGCUCCUGUGUUCCCGCAUCAGCUGAACAUUGAACCAUGUGGUGGACCAACAGAAGCGCGAAUGCAGCGUGGGAAUUCGCAGCGACCCUCUGGGUCCCCCGAGCAGAACUCUGGGACCCCCGGGAACCGAGCGGAACCAGAUCGGAUCAUUCCACACUGCAACUGUGUCGUUUCCCGUCUGACAACACGCUCAGUGAUUCCUUGUACACACCGAGACAUUCUCAUUAAAAUUUUAUCUUGAAAGCUCA
Poecilia reticulata (guppy) is the source of this 3910-nucleotide messenger RNA. RefSeq lists its product as uncharacterized. Gene Ontology annotation, cellular component: nucleus. Gene Ontology annotation, molecular function: methyl-CpG binding; zinc ion binding. The record is from RefSeq and is a predicted model, not a curated record. NCBI's taxonomy places the organism in Eukaryota, Metazoa, Chordata, Actinopteri, Cyprinodontiformes, Poeciliidae.